AUGCAGUCGCCAAUUCCAAUUGCACAGGCUCCAAGCCGCCUUGAUUCUUUCAGCUUUCAGCGCCCUGGUGGCCUCACACCCCGCGCAUCCUCCAGCUUUGUUGGUAGCGCGAGCUACAAGGAGCCAAUGGCCGUCUCCUUUGGCAAAGAUGUCUCAGAAUUCGGCACUUCUACCGAGUCCGACGUCACCGUCGCCCCGUCUUCCGUGCGCCUCGAAUCCACCUUCUGCCGCAACUUUACAUGCUGUGGUCAGAAGCUUGACGACCUCCACGAUCUUCUCCAGCACUACGAGGAGUGCCACGUUCGCUUCGAGGAUGACGAGAUGCCCGCCAUGAUUGCCGACGACGAGCUCGAGUCUUCCGACUCGUCCACCGCUUCCACAUCGCAGCCUUCAAGCCCACGAACCUCGAACGCCGCCUCCACUGCCUCGACUGCCGCUUCGGCCACCGCCGCUACCACUUCUGGUGCCACCUCGGACUUGACCGUCACAACGCCUACUGGCCAUGACGACACCGACAAGGCUUCGGCUUUCGACACAGCUGUGAUGCGCUCGCCAUCACUCUCCAAGGGUAAGAAGCGUUCUUUCGGCCAGUACGCCAAUGCCUCUUCGGCAAGCCCUAACGGUGCUAUUCACCAGUCCUUGAGAAGAGCGCUCAUCGACGGUGGUGUUGGUAGACGCACUCCUGGCUCCCCGAACAUCUAUGCUCCCAACUCGCCCUUCUCGACACCAGGCAGCUCCAUUCCCAGCACACCAUCCCUCGACGCGGACGACGAUGGCUACUUUGCCAACGGUCUCAACCCUGCCGCCUUCUCGGCCUUGUCCAUUCGAUCGAGCAACGCCGACGAGCACCAUCUCCCCUCAUGUGCGCCACCCAACCUCUUCUUCCCUGCUUCCGGCACUGCUUCUUCCUCGAUGCAGCCGCCUGCCAAGCGUGAAAAGACCAGUGCGGUGACCAACGCUUCGACCAUUGCUCUCGAGAACGCUCUCCGUGCCGGUGCCGCCAACAUUGACAAGCCCUACAAGUGUCCCGCUCCUGGCUGCGACAAGGCUUACAAGCAGAUGAACGGUCUCAAGUACCACCGUCUUCACGGUCACUGCAACCAGAACAACCUGCCCAUCACCGCACAGGCCGCUGCUCAGCCACCUACCAUCCACGUCACCACCAACUCGGCCAAGACCUCGCCACAGCCCGAGUCGGCUGACGGCAUCAAGAUUGAGGAUGGCGGUGCUACUCCUUCGCUGGGCUCGCCUUCAUCGCCAACGGCCAGCUCUGCCUCGUCGCCUGACCCGGCCAGCCCUGCUACCCACGCACCUAUCUCUCUCGGUGACCGUCUAUACAUCUGCCAGGUUGGUGCCUGUGGCAAGCGCUACAAGAACCUCAACGGCUUGCGAUACCACUACCUCCACUCUGGGUCGCAUGGCUUGCUCGGCUUGCAGCUUCUCCAGUCGGGUGGUGGUGCCAGUGCCAAGGUAGAUGCCACCGGCCGUGCUCCCGUCAGCACCAGCACCCUUAGCCAAGAGGAGAUCACUGCUGCCGCUCAGGCUGCUCAGUUGGCUCAGGAGCAGAUCCAGGCGCAAGCCGCCAAGAACGCUGCCGCCACCGCAGCUGCCGCUGCUGCUGCUUCGGCCGCCGCCGCUGCACGCAAGGAGGAGAGCGAGCGUCAGACUCCUACUCUCUCUACACCUCCUUCGCAGCUCACCCAGGCAUUGCAGCAGGCUGCAUCCGCAUCGUCGCCCACCGGCUUGUAA
Molecule: messenger RNA, 1749 nt
Organism: Ustilago hordei
Lineage: Eukaryota; Fungi; Basidiomycota; Ustilaginomycetes; Ustilaginales; Ustilaginaceae
Exons: 2
Coding region: 1-1749 (582 amino acids)
Cellular component (GO): nucleus
Source: RefSeq, a predicted model, not a curated record